Messenger RNA from Solea solea (common sole), 5468 nucleotides. RefSeq names its product Bardet-Biedl syndrome 9 (gene bbs9). The coding region runs from base 135 to 3146 and encodes 1003 amino acids. Gene Ontology annotation, biological process: cilium assembly. NCBI's taxonomy places the organism in Eukaryota, Metazoa, Chordata, Actinopteri, Pleuronectiformes, Soleidae. Gene Ontology annotation, cellular component: membrane; BBSome. The transcript has 23 exons. The record is from RefSeq and is a predicted model, not a curated record.
UCUCCGUUGAGCGUCAGUGCCAUGACAACAAGGGCGAUGGGUGCAAGUGAGAGGCUGAGAAAUGUGAUUUUGUCGUGAACGAGAAGGAAGAGGGAAACAAAACACACCCGUGACUGAACACUUGAAGAGGCAGCAUGUCUCUCUUCAAAGCCCGCGAUUGGUGGUCGGCAGCUCUUGGCGAAGGGGAGGAGUUUGACCAGGGAUGCCUGUGUGUCGGGGAUGUGGACAACAGUGGCACCGGACAUGACAAAGUGGUGGUGGGCAGCUACAUGGGAAUGUUGCGCAUCUUCUCGCCUCAUUCCAUCAAGUCCAGCGAGGGAACUGUCGCAGACGCCCAGCUCCUGGAAAUCCACCUUCAAAACGCCAUCAUCCAGGUGGAAGUGGGCAAGUUUGUCUCGUGUUCCGACCUUCUUCACCUGGCUGUUCUCCACCCCAGGAAACUAUCUGUCUAUUCUGUCUCAGGCACUGCAGGGAACGUGGAACAUGGGGACCAGUACCAGCUGAAGCUGGUUUAUGAACACAACCUGAAAAGAACAGCCUGCAACAUGACUUAUGGCACAUUUGGAGGAGUUACAGGUCACCACUCUCUGUGUAUCCAGUCGAUGGACGGGAUGCUGAUGUUCUUCGAGCAGGACAGUUACUCCUUUGGCAGAUUCCUCCCUGGUUUCCUGCUGCCUGGCCCACUGGUCUACAACACCAGAACAGACAGCUUCCUCACCGUGUCCUCUGCACGCCAGCUGGAAAGCUAUAAGUACGAAACUUUGGCUGUGGCUACGGAAGCGGAGAGUCGACAGGAUCCUGACCUGCCCCUCAAGACUGGAGGUAAAAAGCUGACGCCCGACUGGACAUUUGUCCUGGGUGAACAGGCUCUGGACAUCUCUGUGCCCUCUUUCUCCCACUCCUCCUCCUCGAUCUUCACCCUGGGUGAGAGAAACCUCUACUGUGUCAGAGACAACGGCCAGAUUCGCUUCAUGAAGAAGCUGGAGUUCAACCCCAGCUGCUUCCUCCCCUAUGCCUCAGUGACGGAUGGUACCACCAACCUGUUGCUGGGCAACCACACCAACAUGCUGCUGGUUUACCAGGAUGUGACUCUAAAGUGGGCGGCCCAGCUCCCGUUUGUGCCCGUGGCCGUUUGCGUCGCCAACUUCCCGGAGUUGAAGGGAGCGGUGGUCAGUCUGAGUUCAGACGGACACCUUCUGUGCUCUUACAUGGGCACCGACCCGUCCUUCUUCUCCACGCCAAAGGUGGACGCCAGGGAGGCAGACUACGAGCAGGUGGACGCCGAGAUGAAGAAGCUGCAGAAGUUCAUCAGAGAGGCCUCGAGGACUCAGGACAUCCUCCCUAAAUCGGAUGCAGAGGCAGACUUGAUCGUUAAAGCUGCUGUGUCUUCCAGCAUGGACAGCCCAUCGCAAGCUCUGAUCCAAGACAUCGAUGGUCUGCCCAUCCCUUCAGUCACCAUACAGGUGAAGGUGAAGGCCAGCUGUGUGUUGCAGUCCUCAAAGCUGACGGUCAACAUUCAGCCUCCUCUGGCCGUCACUCAGGACCAGUUUGUCCUCGAGCCAAUGGGUGUUGGUGCCUCCAGUGUUGUGGCGUUUUCAGCUUUCCUCAACGGCCGCCAUCCCCCCGCUGAUCUCACUGGAGACAUCACUGUGUCCUACAGUUCGCCAACAGAGCUAAAUCCCAAAGGAGUUCCCCGGGUUCUCCAGUCCAGGUUCAGUCUUCCGCUCCUGUUGGUGUGUGUUCCUUCCUCUCCGGCCAAAACCACCAAGUUUAAGAUCAACGUGGAUACCAACCAGCCGCCGGUCAACCUCAACACCAUCUUUCCCGAGUUUUCAGUGAAAUCCGAAGAUAAGGAUGGGAAUACUGUGGCGUUCCAGUUCCUGUCAGGAGCCAAGGUUACUGUGCUGGCCUCAAAAACCUCCCAGCGUUACCGCAUCCAGAGCGACAGUUUUGAGGACAUGUGGCUGGUGGUGAAAGAGCUGGUUCAGAGGUUCGACCAGCAUUUCUCCAAACUUGGAGUCAAGGACUUUAAGAAAAGCUUCAGUGGACCGCUUCCACUGCAGGACUACUUCCUGUCAGUGGACAACCACUUCCAGCUGCGCGUCAGUGCUCAACAGUACCAGGACUUGCUGUCAGAGCGUGCGGUCCAGUUCAGAGCCAUCCAGCGCCGCCUGCUGACUCGAUUCAAGGACAAAACCCCUGCACCGCUGCAGAACCUGGACACACUGCUGGAUGCCACGUACAGCCAGGUGAUAACGCUGGCUGAGGCUGCAGAGGAGAACCGAGCUCUGCUGGAGGAGGCGUUCGCCCGCCUGCGGAGCGCCACACACCUGCUGGUGCUGCUGCUGUCGCUGUGGCAGGGCCUGACCCCAGACCAGACCGCCAUCCUGGAGGCCACGCUGCUGCCACUGCUGCAGGACACGCCACAGCUGGGCUGGGAGGAGAGCUGCGACGCGGCCGUCUCUCACCUCCUGCGGAGCUGUUUGUCCAGGAGUCCCAAGGAUCAGGCCACAUCUCUGGCUCAGGCGGGCGGCCCGCUGCUGGGCCUCCCCCGUGACACCACUCGCCUGAAGAAGCACAUCACACUGCUGUGCGAUCGCAUCGGCAAGGGAGGCCGCCUCACCCUGGGGUCCGAGGCCAACGUCCAGGUCCCCGCCCAGGUCCAGAACCUGGCUGCUCCUGGAGGCGUUGAGCCCAUUGCAGAGGGAGCAGGUGAGGGGGAGGAGCUAGAACUUUCACGCGAGGCCACCAAGUUCAUGAAGAAGAAGCAGCCGUCCAAGAAAGUCAAGAAAGAUAAAGACUCCAAAGAGAAGAAGGAGGUGCCAUCAGAGGCCUCGCUGAAGGAAGAAGCAGCAGGGGCAGAGGAUCCACUCAAGGAGGUGAAAAAGGACAAGAAGGAGAAGAAGGAGUCAAAGAAGGACUCGAGCAAAGAGCCCAAAGAGGAAGCAAAGAAGGAGUCCAAGAAGGAAUCAUCAUCAUCAUCAUCAUCUUCCAAGGAGAAAAAGGAGUCAUCGAAGGACAAGAAGGACAAAGACAAGGAAGGGAAGGAGGCCAACAAGGAAACGGGGGACAAAAAAGUGUCUAAGAAGUCUUCGGUGAGAGUGAAAGAGAAGAAGAAGGAGGAGCCCGAGGUCGAGGACGGCUGACAGGAUUGAUGUGAUCCAGUCACAUGAGUAAACAGAACACGUUCAAACACACACACACACACAUUUAUUUGUACAUACAGAGACUCACACAUGCUGGAUAAAUAUGUGUAUGUGUAUAUACUGUGUACAUGUAAACAUAUACAAGGCCACAUACACACACAUUCACAUCAGCAGUCUAAAUAUACAGGGUAUUUGCAUGUAAAUACACUCAGUCAAGGGCACAUUUGCAAAGCAGUUUCCUCUCAGACGCAUAUUUAUAUUACCCAGUAAUAACUGAUCCACACACACACACACACACACACACACUGCUGCUGCUAUACUUCACCACAUCCAGUAGUUUUUUGUGUGUGGGCAUUGAGUGACUGUGGUCUGAGCCCAGGGAGAGCGAGGACGAAGGCAAAAAUCCUCCUCCUCAGACAUUCUGCUGACUCUCUUCUUCCUCCUCCUCCUCCUCGUCUUCGUCGAGCCUCAGCAGCAGUUGAACCCGCAGCCCUGCGCCUCCUCUAAUCCCAGUCAGGCCCCAAACCACCUCCCCACCCACGCUCACUCCUCAAUGUGAUGUCAGCCCCGCCCUCUCGCCCCCUCGUGUGGCACCGGGCCUCACCAGAGCCUCCCCGCCUCGCCGUCUAAGAAUAAACCCCCCCCGCUCGGCCGUGUCCAGCCGCCCGGGCUUCUUCCGGGUAAAUCGAGGCCACAUCCAACAGCCACCUCCGCCGCCUCCCCCCUCUGACCUCCAACAGUCAGUUUUGUGUUGUUUUCUUGCAAAAUCUGGGACACUCAAGGACACGCAGCUGCUGAUGGACACAAACUUGGUGCUGCGGGGUCAAACCUGAGACUGUUUUUGUACGACGAAAACCAACAGGGCGUUUCUGGAAAAAAGCACGGUGGCACCGAGGAGCAGGGGAAGCGCCAGCAGCGCCAGUCCAACACCCGAGGCCUUUUCUGCUCAUCUUCAGGAACAAUACGAAGCGGACGCUUGUGGCAUCGUGUAACCAGCUCUGGACGACUCUGUUUAAAAUGCUACUGUUAAAUGACCGUUACUAGUGUCACAGGAGGAAGAGGAGGAGUCAUGGACCGAACCAAAACAUGUUUUCUUGCUCUUGGUGGUUUGUUUUCUUACAGGUCACUGUGUUUGUUCAGGUUGUGAGGAGCGUGUCAGGCGUCAGCACCUACAGAGUGUUACAGCGAGGCGGCUUCAAAUGUGUGAUUCCCCGAUUUAAAGACGUAGUUUCAAAGGUUUUUUAGGCAGUGUGGAUGUAAAGGAUACUUUCUUUCUUGUUUUCAGCUGAUAGGAGAAUCAGCUGUAGCUGUAACUGUGCACUGUAUUUUAAAUAUUUACUUAAAAUACUAUCAUUCAUACUCGCUCACUGUGAAUACUUCUCACAUUGUCUCACUUGGUUCUUAUCCGGAUAAUUUGACUUCUGUGCUGUUGUGAAAAACAUCGUCGGUCUCACGUACGACCUCAACAUGUUCGGGUGGACGUCUGAAAGCAGCUCAUGCAACAUAAACCUUACGCCUGAAGCCAAAGAGGAAGUCAACAGUUUGAAUGGAAGUCUAGUAGGUUUAUAACGUCAGCACAGUUUCCUAAAGAGUUAAUGUCUCAAUCUCAAGUUUCUGGUUUUAUUCGACGUACCGUGAUGUCACUUUUGUAAACAAUGUUUUCAUUGAGAGGAUAAUAAAGCUCUGGUGCCACACGUGAGUGGACACCCGUGUAUAUGACAGCUGGUUUCGUCCAAUAGGAGCCUGUCUGUUACUUCCCAACAUGGCGCCGCCCAAACCGUAAUUCUGCAAGCUUUAAAACGAAAGUUUCGAUUCUUUUAUGUGAUGUCACAACGUGUUGCCACUCACUCACACACACACACACCUGCCCUCUUCUAUCACUGUGUUUUUGACGUUUAGCAAAAUUAAUUAAGGAAAAGAGUCAGGAUUUCUUAUUUAAAUUAUUAAUAACAAACUAUUUAAAAAUGAUUUAUGUCUCUUAAAGUCAGUUUAAGGGAAAUAACAGUAAAAAAUUAAAUUGAGGUUUAAUUUGGCCCUGUUUCUUUUUUGUGUGUGUUUUUAGAAUGUAACUUUUACAUGUACACCACAAUAUUCACUCACUCAGUGUAUGAAAAAACUAGAAUAGGUUUUGUACUGUUGUAUUAGUUGUUCAGAUGUGCCAGGCUCUAGUUUUGAGUUUGUGUUUUUUUUUUUUUUUUUAAAUCUGCUUUUUUUGUAGCCACAGUUCAUUCUAAAAUGAAAUUAGGAGUCAUUUAUGAGAAUGAAAUCAAGGUUAUUUAUGAGAUAUUUAGUAAUUAAAGUUGUCUUCUGUAAGAAACUAAA